CCGAUAUGGAAGUUUGGUCUAUACGCGCUAACUAGCUGCUGUUUGGUACAUAUUUGCUUAUUAGUGUGUGAUAUAUGGCUAUUCCAGGACCCAAUAAGGACAGCAUCAGAGCUGGAUGCAAAAAAUGUGGCUACCCGGGCCAUUUAACCUUUGAGUGCCGAAACUUUGUCAGAGUCGACCCUCAGAAAGACAUUGUUCUGGAUGUGAGCAGCACCAGCUCUGAGGAGAGUGAGGUGGACAUAGCAGAGGCCCAGCGGAAUGAGAAAUCGGGACGCAGUGGCCAACGCUCACGAGGUUCCCAUGAUGAUGAUCGGAAGGACGGAUACAAACGGAGGAGAAGCAGAGACAGAAAAUCCAAGAAGAGAUCAUAUUCAUCUUCAAGCGAUGAAGAGGUUGUGAAGAGGACAAAGAAACACGAAAGGUAUUCCUCAUCGAGCGACGAAGAGGAUGGGAGUAUGAAGAAAAAGAAGCACAAAAGCCACAAGAAGAAAAGCAAAAAGAACAAGAGGGAACCUGGCAAACAUCACAAGAAGAAGCAUAAGAAAAGGAAAGAGGAGUCUUCCUCUGACAGCUCCAGUGCAUCAUCGGACAGUGAUUGAGACUGCUGAACUUUGGCCUAUAGAAUUAAGUGACAAAAGGUUUCUUGUGCUGGUGUUGAAAAAAAAAUGGACUAUCAUUCCAAUUAAAAUCUGAAUUUUCUGAUUUUCAUAGAAUUUGGGUUUUGCAGACAUUGUUAAAAUGAAAGUCAACACAUCACCACUUCAUUAUAAACCAAACAGACAAAAAUGAGUAGUGCGGACAGUUAAAACAAGGAUAGGAGUAAGAUUGAGGCCGGGCAAAUACCUUUUUUUUUUUUUUGAUGCAGAAUUGUUUGUUUUGUUUUUGUAAGCACAAGUGGCUAAAUCACAUCAGUUUCUCAGUAGUAAGAUCUCGUCGCUGUUCUCUUGGUCAUUUUGAAAUGGUUUUUGGAGACGAUUAAAAUCUGUAAAACUGAUGACAAGUCAAAUCCUUGUGCACAUACAUGACUGCAUGUUUUAUAUAGUAUUAAGCCAAUUGCCUAAUGGCAGAUUUUGUGAUAUUUACUCUUGUCAAAAUGGAUUUUUGUGUUAUAUUUCAUUCCCUGUGUUGCUUUAAACCCGCCCUCAGAGAUGGUGUACUGCAGAUGCUUAAAAGGAUCAGAUUUGUGUAGCAGUCUAUUCCGUUGCCUACCAACAUUGGGGUUGCUGGUUCGAAUCCCUGUGUUACCUCUGGCUUGGUUGGGCAUCCCUACAGACACAAUUGGCCAUGUCUGUGGGUGGGAAGCUGGAUGUGGGUAUGUGUCCUGGUCACUGCACUAGCGCCUCCUCUGGUCGGUCGGGGCGCUUGUCUGGGGGGGAGGGGGAACUAGGGAGAAUAGCGUGAUCCUCUCACGUGCUACGUCCCCCUGGUGAAACUGUCAGUUGAAAAGAAGCAGCUGGCGACUCCACAUGUACCGGAGGAGGCAUGUGGUAGUCUGAAGCCCUCCCCGGAUCAACAGAGGGGGUGGAGCAGCGACUGGGAGAGCUCGGAAGAGUGGGGUAAUUGGCCAAGUAUAAAUGGAGAGAAAAAAGGGGGAAAAUCCAAAAAAAGAAAGGGGAGGGGGGAGAUCAGAUUCAAAUGCAAAACCCAGCAUUGGCCUGCUUAAUUUGUCGGGUCAGUUUGUUGAUAAAAUCUCACUGAAAUUAAUUUGUUCACACCGCAAGCGGCCACCAAAUAUCCAUUCAUUUUAAACAGUCAGAGAAAAUGUCAGCCAAUGUCAACCACAAUUACAUCGUUUCUCUUUUGAUACCAAAAAUAUGUCUGAAUUUGUACAAUUAAAAGCAUUGCCCAGUCACAAACUCAUAAUGCUUCAUGUCCUGGCUAUCACAAAAGCGCCAUUGGUGCUAAAGCUGGUAAGGAUUUCCAGCUUUUUUCUUUCAACUUAUUUUUUUGUCCUAACAAACCUCAUUGUGAGUUUGUUUUUUUUGGGGGGGGGGGUUUCCAUCAGGAUUUAGCAUAACAUUAUAACUUACUAGAAAGCCACUUUAUUUUGUCAUUGUAUUCUUACAACGAAUUUGUUCUCUGCAUUUAACCCAUCCCAUGGUAUAGGAGCAGUGGGCAGCUGCAGCGCCCAGGGACCAACUCCAGUUCUUUCCAUUGCCUUGCUCAGGGGCACAGACAGGAGUAUUAACCCUGACAUGCAUGUCAGGGUUAAUACUCUGACAUGGGUUAAGGUUAAUACCCUAGCAUGUCUUCUUUUCUUUUUUUCUUUUUUUUUUGCUAUAGGUAAGGCAAAGUCUAUAGUGGUUGCAAUAAAACCUCUAAUCAAAAUAGUCAUUGUUAUCCCUUUGUCUUUGUCAAAGGAGAUAUAGUUAAGUGAAACUGUUCCAGUCCUUGCU
Lampris incognitus (smalleye Pacific opah) is the source of this 2396-nucleotide messenger RNA. RefSeq names its product SREK1-interacting protein 1 (gene srek1ip1). The transcript has 5 exons. NCBI's taxonomy places the organism in Eukaryota, Metazoa, Chordata, Actinopteri, Lampriformes, Lampridae. Gene Ontology annotation, molecular function: zinc ion binding; nucleic acid binding. Bases 75 to 599 code for a protein of 174 amino acids. The record is from RefSeq and is a predicted model, not a curated record.